AUGGGCGAGGAGUUUCAGAAAGCGGACGAGUACCUACAAAAGCACCGCAUCCUCGAACUCUUCAGUGACUUGUGCGCCUCCGUCUGCUUCCAUAAGCCUGGAGACGUGCGCGGCUUCCUUCUGCAGGAACUUCAGCUGCGUGAGCGCGAGGGUGCGUCAGCAGGUAACUUUGAGGAUGCCGAGAUCAAAGCUGUCUUCAACCUUGCAGAUCUCAUGCAGAUGGGUGUGAUCAGUGAGGUCCAAGCAAGAAAAGCGCUGUUGUCCCUGGCAAAUUCCCAGAAACAGAAGGAAGAUGUCGAGGCGGUGGGACAGUUUCACAAUAAGAUAGGAUGCAUGCCUUCCGAUCCUGCCAGCGACUCCAAGAUGUGUACAUAA
Symbiodinium pilosum is the source of this 375-nucleotide messenger RNA. The record is from the annotation of a GenBank genome assembly. NCBI's taxonomy places the organism in Eukaryota, Dinophyceae, Suessiales, Symbiodiniaceae.